This is a messenger RNA of Rhipicephalus microplus (southern cattle tick), 999 nucleotides long. RefSeq names its product complement inhibitor CirpT3. The record is from RefSeq and is a predicted model, not a curated record. NCBI's taxonomy places the organism in Eukaryota, Metazoa, Arthropoda, Arachnida, Ixodida, Ixodidae.
CGCUGGAACGGAGCCACCCGGAGCGCGUCUUCAGCUGGAUGACACAGGCGGCCUUGAGGAGAGCGGAAGGCAGCCCCUUGACGCCACUUCUAGAGGAGCCGUGGUGAUAAGGCCGCGCCCUCGCUCCACUCGGGGACGCUCCACUCGGCCACCUUCGGCGCGGAGUUGUGAUCCGCCACGGCUGCCUGCACAGUGAGUGUCCGCGCUCGCGCGAUGCCAAAGACGGUGCCAGCCCUCGCCCUGGCCGCGAUGUUGGCCGUGGGCCACUGCUGGACAGUGGGCACCGGCUAUCGCGCCGAUAUGGGGAUGCAGCUAGUCAACGGUUCCUGCCUUUUCGAGAACAUCACCAUUCCAGCCGGCGAGAGCCUACGCCAGGAGUCUCCCUGCCGGAGGGUCACCUGUAUCGAGCAUCACAAAGCAGUCUUCAUUCAAGAGUGCACGGCAUAUUACUGCCCGUCAGCGCAUUGCCGCAUGGAGUCCAAAGAAGGCCCUUACCCGACGUGCUGCCCAAUGCCUGUCUAUGUCGAGAACUGAGCGCCUACUAAGCGAAUCAUCGACACUGGCAUCACAGCGUAGCUGCAGGGCCAGCCCGUUAUUCUUGUAUAGUGACUGCCAUUGCAAAUGCCAGUUGUCAUUACUUUUGCUGAUGUCGCUAACUCAUCCUUUUUGUCGGAUAAUUCAUACCAUAAUAUAUAUUCCAGUGCCUACCGGCACCCUUUUUUACAUUAAACGGGUUACUAAUAUAGCUGAACCAACAGGAGAACAGAUCUGACAUCACAUCGCUUUUUCUUUUUUCUCUCUUCCUUCCCUUCUUACUCUCUCAAUCGAGUUUGAAUGUCCUGUAAAAAUCUAUAUAAAGUCAAAGAAUGACUGAAGUUAGUUACAACUUAUCGUUUUGUCCCCAUUGGCAACGUCCUCUUUUAUUUACUCAAGCUUUAUUCACUGUUGGUAGAACAUAAAUACAUACUUUGAAAUAAACGCAAUAGUUUUCCCUUUUUC